Messenger RNA from Patella vulgata (common limpet), 1954 nucleotides. Its product is annotated as glutaredoxin-3. Lineage: Eukaryota; Metazoa; Mollusca; Gastropoda; Patellidae. Bases 36 to 1016 code for a protein of 326 amino acids. The transcript has 10 exons. The record is from RefSeq and is a predicted model, not a curated record.
UCUGAGAAGAAAAGGGACGUAACUCUGAAGUCAAAAUGGCGAAGGUUUUGGAGCUCGUUGAAAACCAAAAUGAUUUCAAUAAAAUAAUCAGUGAGAGUAAAAGUAAUUUAUCGGUAGUACAUUUUGCUGCAGCAUGGGCACCACAGUGUCAACAGGUUAAUGAUGUACUGACUGAAUUGUCCAAGAACACAAAGAAUAUAAGAUUUUUACAGUUAGAAGCUGAGAAUAUCCCAGAGAUAUCUGAAAAGUAUGAAAUAAUAGCUGUACCAACAGUAAUUUUUAUAAAGAAUGGAGAGAAAGUUGAUCGUUUAGAUGGUGCAAAUGUAGCAGAAUUGAGCAAAAAAGUAAAGAAAUGGGCUGCUGGAGGUGGUCAGAUAAACACUGCACCACCAAAACAGGAUUUAAAUACAAGAUUAAAGAAUUUAAUAAACCAAUCACCGGUUAUGUUGUUUAUGAAAGGAACACCUACAGAGCCUAAAUGUGGAUUUAGUCGACAGACAAUACAGAUAUUAAAUGAUAAUAAAAUAAAGUUUGGUUACUUUGACAUUUUAACAGAUGAAGAGGUCCGGCAAGGUUUAAAAACUUAUUCUAACUGGCCCACGUUUCCACAGUUAUAUGGUAAUGGAGAACUAGUUGGAGGAUUAGAUAUUAUAAAAGAAUUAGUUGAAACUGGAGAAUUAGCUAGUUCAUUAGGAGUUGUUGAACAACCAGAUUUAAAUGAAAGAUUGAAGUCUCUGAUCAAUUCUUCUCCAACAAUGGUGUUUAUGAAAGGGAACCCUCAAGAACCAAGAUGUGGAUUCAGUCGUACCUUAGUUGGUCUUUUAAAUGCUGAGGGGGUGAAAUAUAGUACUUUUGAUAUUCUUUCCGAUGAUGAGGUGAGACAAGGCUUAAAAACUUACUCUGAUUGGCCAACUUAUCCACAAGUAUAUGUAAAAGGUGAACUUAUUGGUGGGUUAGACAUUAUUAAUGAAUUAAAAGAAACUGGUGAACUAAAGAGUACAUUUAAUAUUGAAUAAUAUUCAGAUACAAUUUAAACAUCAAAUCAUAUAAAACAUUAAUUUAUAUAUAUAUUUUACAUCAGUGUUUUAUUCAUCAUGAGAAUUUUUUGCAUCCAGUGUCCUAGGAACUAAACAAUGAUUUUAUGAUAUAAUGUUUUGUGAAAGGGAUAAUGCACAAUUCAAAUGUUUUGCCAGAGAAAUUAAUAUAACCCAUUUGUGGAAGAAAUCUGAUUUGAAACGAGACCGAGAUCUUCACAAAGUUAUACACUUAACUAUUAUUUAGUUGUGUCAUUAUAAAUCAACAUAUUAGUAUCUACUUUCACUUUGAUGUAAUUUAUUGUAAAAUGAAAUUGAUUUCUUUGCUGGCUUAUGUGAACUAUUGGAGAAUUUCAGUGUUAGCACAUAAUACUAUGUUUUCAGGGCUUUAAUUAAAUUAUUUUUAAGUACCUUGUAUAUUAGGUGAGAUAAUUUACCUUAAAUUGAUAUUCCAUUGAUAAAAGUUUCAACUUGCCAGACACUCUUCUGAUUUAAGAAAGUUAUAUUGCAGUUCAGUCCCAUAUUAAUUGUGGAAAUUUUCUCCCAGAAGUUUUAAUUGAAUGUUGCUCAUCUAAUAAGGAAAUACCAUAGAUUUAAGUGAAAAUCGUACCUCUAAGAGUGGUUCCUUAAACUUUAAGGUGGUUAAUUGAAUGUCCAUGUCCUUAAGUAUGAGUACAUCAAUUUGACUGAAUUUUUCAGCAAAUUCCCUUAACAUUAUCUAGUUUUUAACUAUUAUAGUGAGAACUGCCAGCUCUUUAUCUAAUCUCCCAUAAUGCCCCUUUUAAAAGAACAAUGGUUAUAAAUAAAACUGGAAUUUUAAUUGUUGAUUAAUUAUGUCAGUUGAUGACAUUUGACAUUGUAUCAGUUGAUUGUUUGAAAAUUGUUAACCAACAUUUAUAAAUAAAUGUGCUAUUAUAAAA